UGAGUAACAAGUCCUUUGGAAAUAGAUAAACAGAUUCCGAGUAACAAUCGAAAUCAGUCCCGAGCUUUUUGAUCGGAAUGAAGGGUGCGUGAAUGAAAAAAAACUAUUUUAAAGCAUGAACCUAUUGUGACUAUAUAAAGUUCUGUAUUGCGUGCCGUAAAUGUUCAUCUCUCCUAAAAAAAGUAAUGGCUCGUUCAACUGAUUCGGACGACUACCAUCGCUCUUGCCGAAGGAAACGUUACAGGAGUUCUAGCUCUUCAUCAGCAAGCAGUUCCUCAUCGAGCUCUUCCGACGACUCACGGGAACGACGUCGGCGCAGAAGGUCUCGCUCGACUUCACGGCGGCGAAAUAAAUCGAGAGAUCGUUCACGAGAAAAGAAUCGUCGCAGUCGGAGUAGAUCAAAACGACGAAGUGGCUCGAGGGAUCGACGAGAACGAUCUAACAAGAGAGACAUAAAACGACGACGCACGCGCUCCCCAAGGAGGCGGCGUAGCCGUUCUAGUAGUGGUAGCGCUGAUUCGAGGAAGCGAGACACGAGAAAGCGUGAUGAUCGCCGAGAGUAUAUAGAUACGAAGGAGUGUUCUCGCGACGCAUUUGUAGUGGAACUACCGACCGUGCAAAAUGAAGCAGAGCGUUUACGAGCUAUCGAAAGUAUCAAUAACGCAGGUUUCAGCCAGCAAAAUUUUCUCUCCAAACGAAGCCAGCAGCCGACGAAAGCAGAUGAGGGCAUUGGCAGCGCCGGAGACGCACACGUCUCUGCGAUGUUCGGCACUACUUCACUAGAAGAGUUUCUAGCGGCACAGGCCAAAAAACCUCCGAAGCUUACUGAUUAUAAGGACACGCCAGAUCUUCUACUUCAUGAAAAUGUGCAUUUUCCCGAUAAAUUCGAUCAAGACGUCAUUAAUCAGUGGCUGCCAUCAACUCUGGCAAAAAAAACUACCUAUCAUCCAUUUGCGUAUUGCAAAGCAUCGCAAGUGCUGCUCUAACACUUAUGACAGUUUUGAGCCCCACGCGUGAUUUAUUCUAUAAACGAAUUAUUAGGAUGCAGAUAUGUGCACGGAAUUAAGCGGAAUUCUUUACACUUACAAGAUUCGGUUCUUAAAAUUAUGUAAAGGAGCUCAAUUAAUAUGCUUUUAGCUAAUUACUGUUUUUUCUGAGUUUCAGCUAUACGACGAACCUGAACGACGCCAGGAAAAAUGGCGGAAAAAGUUGCAGACUGAACGUCGUAAACGCCUUGUCGCACAAAGUGUACCUUCGA
Messenger RNA from Varroa destructor (honeybee mite), 1258 nucleotides. RefSeq lists its product as uncharacterized. The record is from RefSeq and is a predicted model, not a curated record. NCBI's taxonomy places the organism in Eukaryota, Metazoa, Arthropoda, Arachnida, Mesostigmata, Varroidae.